GAGAACAAAAAAAGGGAGAGAUGUCAUCAAGCACAAGUCUAGAUAGAGUUGCACUCUUGACAGGAGGGGACAAUGAUUUUGAAGAAGGCAAAGGAAGGUGGUGGAGGAGAGUUUUGGAUUGGGAAGAGGCCAACAAUCAAGUUUUCUUGUCAUUACCAAUGAUUGUUUGCAAUGUUUCCUAUUUCUCCAUCACUUUGAUCUCUGUCAUGUUUGCCGGUCACCUCGGUGAGCUUGAGCUUGCUGGUGCCACCCUUGCCAAUUCGUGGGCCAGUGUCACUGGUUUCGCUUUCAUGCUCGGAUUAAGUGGAGCGCUCGAGACACUUUGUGGUCAGGGAUUUGGUGCACAAUUAUACAGAAAGCUGGGUCUUUAUCUACAAGCAUCCUACAUCAUUUCUUGCUUUUUCCCCAUUAUCAUAUCCAUCUUAUGGAUCUACACUGAGCCCAUUUUUAUCUUGCUUCACCAAGAUCCUCAAAUUUCAAAAAUAGCUGCCCUCUACAUGAAGGAUCUGAUUCUAGGUUUAUUUGCGUAUGCCUUCGUGCAAAACAUUUUAAGGUUUCUUCAGACACAAAGCAUCGUCACGUCCUUGGUCUGGUUCUCAGUUCUCUCCUUGGGAAUUCAUUUCGGUAUUGUUUACACUUUGAUUAACCAGACAAGUCUUGGUUUCAAGGGAGCUUCACUGGCUGCAUCGAUUUCAUUAUGGAUUUCAUUCCUUUUGUUGGCAACAUAUGUCGGUUUUGCCAAGAAAUUGAAGCAGACAUGGGAAGGAUUGUCGUCUGAAUCGUUUGGUUACAUUCUCACAAACCUGAAAGUAGCCCUUCCUUCUGCAGCAAUGGUUUGUUUGGAGGAUUGGGCUUUUGAGCUUCUAGUGUUGUUAGCAGGAUUGAUGCCAAAUUCAGAAAUAGCUAUUUCGUUGAUCUCAAUGUGUGUGAAUACAGAAACUAUUGCCUUCAUGUUUACUUACGGCCUUAGUGCAGCAGCAAGCACGAGAGUUUCUAAUGAAUUGGGAGCUGGAAAUCCUAACAAAGCUAAGAAUGCCAUGGUUGUGACGCUCAAGCUCUCCAUCAUUCUUACUCUUGCACUUGUGCUUGCUUUAGCCUUUGCUCAUAAUGUUUGGGCUGGUUUCUUUAGUGACAGCUCCCUGAUUAAAAAUAAAUUUGCCUCAAUGGUAUCCCUGCUAGUAAUCUCAGUACCACUUGAUUCCUUUCAAGGCAUUUUAUGAGGGGUGGCCAGAGGAUGUGGUUGGGAGCACUUAGCUGUGUGGGCUAAUUUGGGGACUUUCUAUUUUAUUGGCAUGCCAAUUGCAUGCCUUCUUGGAUUUAUGCUUAAGCUAUAUGAUAAGGGUUUGUGGAUAGGCUUAAUAUGUGGCCUCUCUUGCCAAGCCAGUGCUCUCCUAUCAAUUACGUUGUUUAGCAAAUGGGCUAAGAUUGAUGUUUCAAUAGAAAGUGGUAAGGAAGCCUUGGUUUAGGGUUUAGGGUUCAAGCUCUGAAUCAGGAUAUGGACAAACCAUGUUGACAGAUGGGUCAUGGUUUGCUGGUUUGGCCAUGGGGGAUUCACCAAGAACAGCUUCUCCCUCUAUUCCACAAUCUGUUCUCAUGGCAUUAACCGCUGUCUCUCUCUUGUUUUCAUUUCUUUACUUGUAGCCCUUCUCUAUCUUUGCAUCAUGGCUUUUGUUAUUUUUGUUAAAUGUGAAUUCUUUGCAGAUUUGCAGCUUUGAUGGGUAAUGAGGUAUGGCCUUUGUUUGAAAAGCGGGCAGAUUCUUGGUCCAGUUUGUAAACCAUCAGCUUCAAGAUUCCCCCCUUUAGAAACUACAGUGUGAUAUAUAACAUUAAAAGGUGUUUGUUUAUCUAAAAUUUUGGGAUUUGUCGGCUCCUUUUUCUUCUUUUUCACUUGGAAGGGUUUUGUGAAGUUAAAGCGAGCCCAUCAGAAUCCAGGGGGAAUUUCUUGAUUCGGUCUAGCAUUUUUUGGUUCUGUCUUCUGCUAAACUUUGCUUUGCCAGUUUUGCUUCUUCGUUUCUUUUGGCUAAUUGGGUUUGUAAAGAGAACGAGAGAUCUUCCUUAAAAGUUUGCUUGUAAUGUGAAAAUGUGAGCAGGAUUUUGGCUGUUGUA
This is a messenger RNA of Theobroma cacao (cacao), 2106 nucleotides long. Its product is annotated as protein DETOXIFICATION 19-like. Lineage: Eukaryota; Viridiplantae; Streptophyta; Magnoliopsida; Malvales; Malvaceae. Gene Ontology annotation, biological process: xenobiotic detoxification by transmembrane export across the plasma membrane. Gene Ontology annotation, molecular function: xenobiotic transmembrane transporter activity; antiporter activity. The record is from RefSeq and is a predicted model, not a curated record. Gene Ontology annotation, cellular component: membrane.